AUGGUUUUUAACCUGGAUUACGGUGGCCCACUCUCGGGCUUGCACUGUUUUCGGCACCUGUCACGGUUUAAAAUUCUUGUCUGUGGUGGCGAUGGUACAGUAGGUUGGGCGCUCUCUUGUUUGGAUAAUGUUGGACAGGACGCCGCAUGCCCGACCCCACCCAUGGCCAUCCUCCCAAUCGGAACGGGCAACGAUCUUGCUCGUGUUCUCAACUGGGGCUCCGGCUACACCGGUACUGAGGAUCCACUCCAGAUUCUUCGGGAUGUGGUGAACGCUGAAGAAAUACGCCUGGAUCGCUGGACAGUUGUUAUUAAACCGGACCAGGUGGAGAGUGAUGCCCAAAAGAAACAGUUGCAGAUCGAGGCGAACGCAUGCAACACGAACGAGGACACUAGCAGGAUAUUUGUGAUGAACAACUACUUCGGUCUCGGUAUCGAUGCCGAUCUCAACCUCGACUUCCAUCUUGCUCGUGAGGAGAAUCCGGCCAAGUUCAACAGUAGAAUUCACAAUAAGUCGGUAUACUUCAAGAUGGGACUGAGAAAGAUGGUGAACCAAACAAAGUGCAAGGACCUUCAUCAGAAUGUCGCAAUCGAGGUGGAUGGUAGACAGCUCGAACUUCCCCCCAUAGAGGGGAUAAUCGUUCUCAACAUUCACUCCUGGGGAGCUGGUGCCAAUCCCUGGGGCGUGGAGAAGGAUGAGGCCUUCACCAAACCUACCCAUUAUGACGGUCUCCUUGAGGUCGUGGGUGUCACCGGGGUGGUACACAUGGGUCAGAUUUUCUCCGGCCUACGAACUGGCACGCGCCUUGCUCAGGGUGGACACGUAGGUUCCUUUUUAUGCAGGCUUCUCAUAUGCUGUGUACUGCAGGGAAUUUUAGAAUAG
Molecule: messenger RNA, 882 nt
Organism: Mesocestoides corti
Lineage: Eukaryota; Metazoa; Platyhelminthes; Cestoda; Cyclophyllidea; Mesocestoididae
Source: the annotation of a GenBank genome assembly